AUGGGUUGGAAGGUGUUGCUGAAGGAGCCUAGCCACAGCAGAGCAAGGCCAGUGCUGCUGGUGGCCCUGAAGGUGAUUGUGGACCUUAGGGUUGACACCAGAAAAUCCUUCCAGUUUGGAACAGGUGAUGCUGCCAACAUAUCACAGUUCACUGUCCAUGCCUACAGCCGAGAGCAGCCGGUGCACUGCAUAGAUCUCGCCCGGCCUGAGUCGGAAGAUUGGGUGAGACUGGAUGAAAAAUUUUUUAAGACUGCUUGCAGCCUAGCAGCCAUGGAUCAGCAUGCUGCCAAUUCUCCAGCGCAGAUUUUGGAACGUACUGCCUCCAUUUUAGGGUGCAGCAUUACUGAUGAGAAGCUUGCAAUUCAUUUGGAUCAAGGAGAUGAGUUGAGACAUCAUCGAGACGAAUUCCACAUACCCAAAAUGAAAUACCUCCCUUCUGUUGACCUAACUUUGGUAAAGGCAGAAGAUGACUGUGUUUACUUAUGUGGAAACUCCCUUGGAUUGCAACCAAAGAAAAUGAGGGCUCAUAUAGACGACGAACUGGAUAAAUGGGCCAAAGUAGGUGUACAUGGGCAUUUUGCUGGUGCCUUUCCUUGGGCUUUAGCAGAUGAAUGCAUAGUUGAACUAAUGGCUGAUUUAGUUGGUGCUAAAAAGGAAGAAACUGCAUUGAUGAAUGGACUAACUGUGAACUUGCAUCUCCUGCUGCUAUCCUUCUACAAACCAACAUCAAGUAGAUAUAAGAUUCUGAUGGAAGCAAAAGCAUUUCCUUCUGAUCAAUAUGCUGUGGAGUCCCAAAUCCGGCUUCAAGGACUGGAUCCUAAGGAAAGCAUGCUUUUGCUGUCUCCAGUGGAGGGAGAAAAGACCCUGAGAGCAGAAGAUAUUUUAUCUACAAUAGAAAAGGAAGGUGACAGUAUUGCUGUGAUUAUGUUCAGUGGAGUACAAUAUUACACUGGGCAGCUGUUUGAUAUCGCUUCGAUAACAAAGGCAGGACAUGCCAAGGGAUGUUUUGUUGGUUUUGACCUUGCCCAUGCUGUUGGGAAUGUAGAACUCUAUCUGCAUGACUGGAAUGUAGACUUUGCCUGCUGGUGUAAUUACAAGUAUAUGAAUUCUGGUGCUGGAGCCUUAGCAGGGGCAUACAUACAUGAAAAACACCAAUUUACAGUAAAGCCAACAUUACUCGGUUGGUGGAGUCAUGACUUCAAAACCAGAUUUGAGAUGGAUAAUGAAAUUGACUUAAGUCCUGGCGUGAAUGGAUUUCGACUAUCAAAUCCACCCAUUUUAUUGGUUCGUUCACUGCAAGCUAGCUUAGAGAUCUUCAAUCAAACUGACAAGAAAGCACUGCGGAGAAAAUCUGUUUUACUUACUGGUUACUUGGAGAGCCUGAUCAAGCUUUGCCAUUCAAAGGUUCCAGAUAAUCCUCAGAAGCCAUAUGUCACUAUCAUUACUCCCUCUAAUAUUGAAGAACGAGGCUGCCAGCUCUCAUUGGUUUUUUCAAGCCCUACCAACUUGAUUUUCAAGGAAUUGAUGAAAAGAGGAGUUGUAUGUGACAUGCGGAAACCAGAUACUCUACGAGUCGCUCCUGUACCUCUUUACAACUCCUUUUAUGAUGUGUACAAGUUCAUCAAGGCUUUGGAUGAAUCAUUCAAGGCUGCAAUUUAAGUCAAGAAUGAGCUGUAG
This is a messenger RNA of Carcharodon carcharias (great white shark), 1677 nucleotides long. It is a transcript of the gene kynu, whose product is annotated as kynureninase. The transcript is spliced from 16 exons. Lineage: Eukaryota; Metazoa; Chordata; Chondrichthyes; Lamniformes; Lamnidae. The record is from RefSeq and is a predicted model, not a curated record. Gene Ontology annotation, molecular function: pyridoxal phosphate binding; kynureninase activity. Gene Ontology annotation, biological process: NAD+ biosynthetic process. Gene Ontology annotation, cellular component: cytoplasm.